CUUUUUGUACGUUCGUUGUGGAAACACGGCAGUCGUCAAAAUCAAGUGCGAUUUGUGGUGCAAAGAAUUGUGAAUUCGUCGUAAUUACAUCGAAUUCAUUUUGCCAAAUCUAUAAUUUAGUUCAAGAAAAAGAAAUUUGAAUUUGUUCUUUUUCAAACGUUACAUUUUAAAUUUUUUAUUUUUCGUACGAUUGAAGUUGAAUUGAUUAAAAAUAAAAUUAGCUUUUUUUUCAUUCUUCGUCUACACACACGACUAUUGUUUGGUGAGCUCUUUGUGCUACACACACUGAAAAAAGUUUAGUGAGGAGCGGCGGCUGGCUUCACAACAGACCCCAUCAGAUUAAAAGAAAAAUUGAACAAAAAAGUUUAAAAAAAUAUUAAAAAACAAAUCACAUCAAACAUUGAAUUUGUAAAUCAAAUUUUAACUAUAAAAUGGCGUUAAAAAGAAUUAAUAAGGAAUUACAAGAUUUGGGCAGAGAUCCACCUGCACAAUGUUCAGCUGGUCCAGUUGGCGAUGAUUUAUUUCACUGGCAAGCAACAAUAAUGGGACCGCCUGACAGCCCGUACCAAGGUGGUGUAUUCUUCUUAACAAUUCACUUUCCAACAGAUUAUCCAUUCAAACCACCUAAAGUGGCUUUUACAACGCGCAUAUACCAUCCAAAUAUUAACAGCAAUGGUUCGAUUUGUCUCGAUAUAUUAAGAUCUCAAUGGUCGCCAGCACUUACUAUAUCAAAAGUUUUAUUAUCAAUUUGCUCUCUACUCUGUGAUCCCAAUCCAGAUGAUCCACUUGUACCAGAGAUUGCAAGAAUAUAUAAAACUGAUCGGGAAAAAUAUAAUGAAUUGGCACGAGAAUGGACUAGGAAGUAUGCUAUGUGAUGCGUUCCAGUUUGUAUAAUUGAUUCGUCGUCGUCGUCGAUGUCGUCGUUGUUGUUGUUGUUGUCGUCAUCUACAUCUUCAUCGUCAUCAUCACCAACAUCUUCAUCAAUGUCGUCGUCGUCAUUAACAUCAUCGCCGUUGUCGCCACUUAAGUUGUCAACAACAUUGUGCUUUCUAUUGUUGUUAUUAUUUUUCAUAAUAAUGACACUGGAAUGUUACUACAACAACAUGCACGUAAUUAUGAUGACAAUGAUGAUCUCAUCAACAUCAUUUUUAUUGUUAGUGUCGUUGUUGUUCUUGAUGUCGUCGAAAAAUAGUUACAACAUCGACAACUAUUUUAAAAACGGCAACAACAAAAAUAUCAACAACUGCAACAACGGCGACAAGAUCAAAUACUGCAACAACAUCAAUAGCAGCCGCAGCAUCAACAACCGCAGCAGCAACAGCACCAGCAGCAAAAACAACAACAGCAACAACAACAAUAAUAUCAUCCAUAACUAAAUGAUGUGUAUUGAAUAAUUUAAAACAAAAAAAAAACAUAAUAUAAUAAUGAUAUUUGAUUAAAUUGAUGAUUGAAUGAUGAACUACAACCAAUUGUUUUGUAAAGAAUGAAAAUAAGAAAUAUACAAAUAAUAAUAAUAAUGAUAAACAAAAAGGCAAAAGAAAUGAGAAAAGUAGAGGAUGAGAUGGAAAUGAUGAUGGUAUGAAGAAAAAUAAUAAUAAUAAUAACUACAUACAAAAUAAAAAAAAGAAAACUAAAAAAUAAAAAGGAUUUUGCUACUACUACAACAACAACAACUUAAAUUAGCAACAAAUAUUUGAAAAAACAAAAAUUACAGAUUGUAACGCUCUUUAAAACAAAAAAAUAAAAAACAACAAAAAUUAAAAAAAUAUAUAUAAAUACAAAUACCUACACACACACACAUAACACACACUCAUACACGAAAAAAGAAACAAAAGCAAGAAAGCAUGAUUGAUGAUGUGAAAGAAAAAAGAAAAAUUUAAUAUUUAAUAAUAAUAAUAAAUAUAAAAUCCAUUUAUUCAGUUUAAUUUACAACAAACAACAAACAAAAAUAAAAAACGCAGUAAAAACAGAAA
Molecule: messenger RNA, 1973 nt
Organism: Calliphora vicina (urban bluebottle blowfly)
Lineage: Eukaryota; Metazoa; Arthropoda; Insecta; Diptera; Calliphoridae
Gene: eff
Product: ubiquitin-conjugating enzyme E2 eff
Exons: 5
Coding region: 432-875 (147 amino acids)
Biological process (GO): protein polyubiquitination
Cellular component (GO): nucleus
Molecular function (GO): ubiquitin conjugating enzyme activity
Source: RefSeq, a predicted model, not a curated record